Paramecium octaurelia is the source of this 130-nucleotide messenger RNA. NCBI's taxonomy places the organism in Eukaryota, Ciliophora, Oligohymenophorea, Peniculida, Parameciidae. The record is from the annotation of a GenBank genome assembly.
AUGGGUGAUGUUGGCUAUUGGUAAAAUAUGUAAUUAAUUAAAUAUUUAUAUUAGUAGGCCAAUCAAAAUCUUUAAACUGAAAGUUUAAACCAAAAUCAUAAAACUAUUUAUUCAAAUUCCAUGUAACUGA